UUUGUUUUAAUUUUAGUUUUUAAUUGUUACCAAUUGUUUUUAAUGUUAUGAAGCAAAUUAUAUUGAUUUUACUCAAUUUAAUCUAAUAAUUAAUUGUUAUGUUUAAGAGUUUUUAAGUGCAAAUUUUAUCAAAAUGAAGAAACGGAGGAAACAAACCACCAGCGACAGUGAGGAUGAGCUGCCUCUAACUAAACUCUGUUCAGAUACGAACUCAUACAAGAGCUUAACGAGGCAUAGUAUUGAAGUUUGUGAGUUCUGUGACAAAGUGUUUAAAAAUAGAUACAAAAGCAUAAUCCAUACCAUGACGCACAUCACAAUACCGCUAAUAAAGGACUCCUUAAAGCAAUGUUUGAGCUGUAAAUUAUAUUUUCCGUCACAAGAUGAUCUGAAAUGUCACGUGGCGAAGAAACAUAUCAAAAUUGACUAUACUAGUUUUAAUGGUGGAAAAACGCCACUCCCACAAUCUCAGGCAUUGAGGUUAGAGAGUAAUGUUAAAUUGGAACCAAUUUGUUUUGAUAAUAAGGAACCAAACGGUGACCUACAACUCAAGAACUUAAAGCUGUUUAAAGAUUUUAGCUCGUAUAACUCCUUUGAUCAAUAUAAUAAUGCUGUCAUUAAUAAUACAAGAAGAAAUAUAAAGAGUAGAAUACUUUUUGAGGAUGAAGAAAUACUAUCCUCGCUAGACUCAAAUUACCAGGAGAACAUAACAUGCAAGGAGGACUUGAAAAGUAAUCCUAGUACGUUUAAAAGUGUACAUUAUGAUGAACUAAUUGAAUUUGGCAGAUUUUACUGUAAAUUUUGUAAUAAAAUAUUGUACAGUAGAUAUGAUAAAAUCCUCCACGACACAAGUCACAUCUCUCUCAGUCUCGAGCCCAUGAAUAAGCUACACAAGUGUCUGAUCUGUGAGAGAUAUAUCACAACGACCAUGAGAAAGCACAUACUGGAAAAACACCAGACCACAUUGAAAAAGAGACAUCUAAAGAGUGUCGGCAAAAAGUGCUACAUCUGCCACUUAGUGUAUUAUAAUAAAGAAAGGCACAGAAUGACGUCACACCAUAAGUACCACCUCUCUCUGUCCCUGUCUAAAAAGCACAACCAAGCUGUGAAGAAGAGAAUAAUCAUGAAGAAUGAAAUUACAACAAUGAAACUGUGUGAAUUGUGUUAUGUGAGAGGGAGAAGCAAGUCUAGUGUUUUAAAAAAUAUAUCUGAGUUGAACAAACAGUGUUGUGAUAAGUGCAAGGAGGUUUUCUUUGAGGGAAAGCUGGUUAGGGUGCGCGUUGUGAAGUCUUGUUUGGAGGGAGCGGCCAGGACUAAUAGGGAACACUGCAAAUCGAACCAAGAUCGCUUGAAGAAUAUACAGAAUAGAUUGAAAAUAAAGAGUUAUGUGAAAUGAG
This is a messenger RNA of Bombyx mandarina (wild silkworm), 1394 nucleotides long. RefSeq lists its product as uncharacterized. The record is from RefSeq and is a predicted model, not a curated record. NCBI's taxonomy places the organism in Eukaryota, Metazoa, Arthropoda, Insecta, Lepidoptera, Bombycidae.